UUGUGCCGUUUUUUUAUUUCGAAUUUUGUUGAUAGAGUUUUGUGGAAGUAUCCUGUUCUUUAUUUUCGACUCUAAAAUGGUGGUCUCGAAUAAAAUAAAUAGUGCCCUUGCGGUACGCGUGUUACAGCCACGUGUUUUCAGGGGACGGGUGGACUGUAAACACUGUAGAGCGUGGUGUUUUGACACUAAUGUUUUGCAAUGAUGUAGUUCGCUGCUGGCUUUGCGCUACGUGGUGUAACCAUAGACAUGGGUGUAGCCAUUGCCCGGAAUGGGUCCAGGAAGUGUGGUCCUACAUUGAAGCUGCAGGACACACUUGUGAGCUCAGAGACGCAGCGGAGUUUCAGUCCCCUGCUGAGGUGGCAGAUCUAGUGUCUCGGUAUCCUCCAUUUGAUGGUGCACUGGCCAUUCAUCUGUUUAAAGCAGGCAGACUUCUCUUGGACGUCCAUGUGCCCUUUGGCGUCAUCUUUGGAGGAACAGACAUAAACGAAGAUGUGAAAGUCAAACAGAAGUGUGUGGUUAUGGACCAGGUGCUGCUGAAAGCCAGGUUCGCUGUGGCAUUUACCAACACUCUGAAAGAAGAGGCAGAGUUAUACUUGCUGUCCCAGAGCAGUAAAAUCUAUGUCCAACCCCAAGGUAUCCAGACAAAAGUGGCUGAAAAAUUCUGCUGGACUGAAUUCUUGAAGAGCUCAGGUGUAAGUAGUGAGCAUGUCGACGAGCUGCGCGUCUUCUUGUUGGUCUGUGGCCUCAGAAGAGUCAAGGAUCCCCUUUAUUUGGUGAAGGUAUUUUCAGAGUUGCAUUAUGAGAAUCCACAGAAUGUGCUGGUCAUUAUUGGACCAAAGAUGGAUCCUGCAUUUACUGUUGAAGUGGAAGCUGUAGUUAAAAGCACAGCAGGGGUCUUCUUGGCCCGGGAGAGGAGCCAACAGGAGCUCCAUGCUGCCAUGAAAAGGUGCUUCGCGAUUGUCAACAGCUCUGCGUCAGAGGGCAUGUCAGCGACCAUCUUAGAGGCCAUGGAUCUUGAGGUGCCUGUCCUGGCCAGGGAUAUUCCGGGGAAUUCAGCGGUGGUGCAGCACGAGUUCAAUGGCCUGCUGUUCUCUUCACCUCAGGAAUUUGUCCGUCAGUCUCAGAGGCUUUGGUCAGACCUUGAGCUGAGGGAGAAAGUGGUCCGCAAUGGAAAACGUUACGUGGAAGAACAUCACAGCGUGAAGCGGGAGAGAGAAACCUAUCAGCGACUGGUGGACAUUCUGCUCUGAGGUGACCACAUUCAGCUUCUCUCUACUCUCUCAGGAACUUUAGUGAAAGGGAAACAUGCACGCAGUUUAAAUGUAUAACCACAAUUCAGGCUAACAAAAGUAAUCCUAUUUUUCUACACUGUGCUGCAACAAAAACACUUUGAGCCAAAGACCCAGAAUAGUAAUGGUUGUUUGUAUUGUUAAUAUAUUUUAUUUACUCCAUUUGAAAUUGAUAAUGCACUGUUAUUUAUGGUGUAGUAUAAAUGUCGGACAUUUUUUCCCGAUUUCUUUUUAAUAAAAGUGUCUUAACAACUCCA
This is a messenger RNA of Solea senegalensis (Senegalese sole), 1546 nucleotides long. RefSeq names its product glycosyltransferase 1 domain containing 1 (gene glt1d1). Gene Ontology annotation, molecular function: glycosyltransferase activity. The transcript is spliced from 12 exons. Lineage: Eukaryota; Metazoa; Chordata; Actinopteri; Pleuronectiformes; Soleidae. Bases 189 to 1250 code for a protein of 353 amino acids. The record is from RefSeq and is a predicted model, not a curated record.